Cyphomyrmex costatus is the source of this 1436-nucleotide messenger RNA. It is a transcript of the gene Tasp1, whose product is annotated as Taspase 1. The record is from RefSeq and is a predicted model, not a curated record. NCBI's taxonomy places the organism in Eukaryota, Metazoa, Arthropoda, Insecta, Hymenoptera, Formicidae. Gene Ontology annotation, cellular component: cytoplasm. The coding region runs from base 304 to 1377 and encodes 357 amino acids. The transcript is spliced from 10 exons. Gene Ontology annotation, molecular function: threonine-type endopeptidase activity. Gene Ontology annotation, biological process: protein maturation.
UCGAGGACGACGAGAACCUGGGCCAUUUAUGUCAGAAGAAGAAAAAGUUGAAAAAUCGCUUGAAUAAAGGUAGACCUGUUUCGCCUCGUUUCGAUGGUUUCGAGUGUUGCAUUAUCAUUUUUGGAAAGCGUUGCCGGCUUCGACUGUGCCUAGUAAGCUUGGUUAAGUUUACCUCGUAAUUGUAGACCGGGCCAUUUAUAUUUUUUAUAUUAGAAGAAGAUGGUUUUCGGAACACACAAUUAUGUCUCCUUGUAAAGAAUUUUGUACUUUAAGAGAAAUACACUAGAAAAACAAGAUAGUCCCAUGAAUAAUAAUAAGGAAGGAUUUAUUGCUGUACAUGUUGGUGCUGGGCAGCAUUCAGCAUCACUCAAAGAAAAAUAUCAAAAAUUAUGUCGUGAUGCAUGCAAAGUUGGAGCUCAAAGUUUAAAAUCUAGUAGUAAUGUAUUGGAUGCCGUGGUUGAAGCAGUAAUGGUAUUGGAAGAUUCUCCUAUGACAAAUGCUGGAUUUGGAUCAAAUCUCACAUUGAAUGGCACAGUAGAGUGUGACGCUAGUGUAAUGGAUGGUAGCAGUUUGCAAUAUGGUGCAGUUGGUGCAGUUAGUGGAAUAAAAAAUCCUGUCUUAUUGGCAAAGCGUUUAUGUGAACAGCAGUCCAUUAAGUUUGCAUAUGGCAGAAUUCCUCCUAGCUUUUUAGUUGGAAAUGGUGCACAUAUUUGGGCACAUGAGAUGGGCAUACAAAUUUUACCACCAGAACAGUUAAUAUCAAUGAAAGCUCAAAAGAUAUAUAAGCAUUAUAAAAGAAAAUUAGAAAGCUGUAGUGCAGAAGUCCAAAAGUGUGCAAAGAAAAGGAUGGACACAGUAGGAGCAAUAUGUGUUGAUAAUAGUGGAAAUAUCGCUGCAGCUUGCUCGAGCGGUGGUAUAAUUUUAAAAUAUCCAGGAAGAGUUGGACAGGCUGGAGUAUGGGGUUGUGGUACCUGGGCUUGCAAAGAUACUUCGUAUUCAGUAGGCACUAGUACUUCAGGUUGUGGAGAGCAUCUUGUGCGCACUUCAUUAGCACGUACAGUUGCAGAAGCUAUUUCAGACACAUCUUGUCCAACUACAAGUUUGCAUCGUGCGAUGAGCACCGAUUUCAUCGAUUCGAAAUUUCUCUAUGGACUUGAACAAAAGCUUGGAGGUGUCAUCGCUGUACGAUAUUCUCCACAAGAAGGUUUAGGCGAUUUUCUCUGGAGCCAUUCCACAAAUUCUAUGAUAAUAGGUUAUAUGAAUACAUGUGAAAGUGCAUCAAUGAGUUACAUGUCAGCUUUAUCACCACAUGAAGUAGGUAAGAAAGCUAUUGUUGAAGGAGUGUGCUUUAAAUUAACAGGAUUUGAUAAGGUCUGAGAACAAUUGUAUUAAUGAAAAGAUUUUUCACAAAAAUCAAACAGAAAGUUCAAUUUUCA